Messenger RNA from Dicentrarchus labrax (European seabass), 9459 nucleotides. It is a transcript of the gene glra3, whose product is annotated as glycine receptor, alpha 3. Bases 305 to 1837 code for a protein of 510 amino acids. Gene Ontology annotation, biological process: regulation of membrane potential; signal transduction; nervous system process. Gene Ontology annotation, molecular function: transmitter-gated monoatomic ion channel activity; transmembrane signaling receptor activity; glycine binding. Gene Ontology annotation, cellular component: synapse; neuron projection; plasma membrane. Lineage: Eukaryota; Metazoa; Chordata; Actinopteri; Moronidae. The record is from RefSeq and is a predicted model, not a curated record. The transcript is spliced from 10 exons.
CACAGAACGAGCCCAGAGCAGAGUCUGAACAGCUGUCGCGCGCUCCGACCGCUUUUUCAUUUCUCAACAUUUUUCAGUGAACUGGUUUGUUCCGUGAGAUGUCUGCCUUCCAUAUUGUUUUUUUCGCCCCGAUGAUGGGAAUUAACCGAGCACUGUGAGUUUUUGGAGUCCUGUUGCUACAGUAUGUUUGUGAGUUGCCCCCCGCGUGUUGUUUGACCACAACUGGAGCGCGAGCGCUGUUCGCGGUGCUGAAAGCUUCAAAGAGCCGCGAGGAGAGCAGAGGUUCCCGAGCCUCUGGAGAGAGAUGAGGAGGAAGAAGCUGUCUGUGGCGGGCUUUUUAGUCGCCUGGAAACUAGUACUGUUACUCAGCGUGGGGCAGUGCAAGGAGGCGGACAAUGCUGCGAGGUCACGGCAGGUUCCAAUGUCUCCCUCCGAUUUUCUGGACAAACUGAUGGGGAGGACAUCUGGAUAUGAUGCCAGGAUAAGACCGAACUUUAAAGGUCCUCCAGUCAAUGUUUCCUGUAACAUUUUCAUCAACAGCUUUGGUUCCAUUGCUGAAACCACCAUGGACUACCGUGUGAAUAUCUUCCUCCGUCAGCAGUGGAAUGAUCCCAGGCUCGCCUAUGCUGAAUACCCAGAUGACUCUCUGGACCUGGACCCCUCUAUGUUAGACUCCAUAUGGAAACCAGAUCUGUUCUUCGCGAAUGAGAAGGGGGCCCACUUUCACGAAGUCACUACAGACAACAAACUGCUCAGGAUAUUUAAGAAUGGGAAUGUUUUGUACUCUAUAAGACUAACACUAACUCUGUCAUGUCCAAUGGAUCUAAAAAACUUCCCAAUGGAUGUUCAGACCUGUAUCAUGCAGCUGGAGAGCUUUGGCUACACCAUGAACGACCUGAUCUUUGAGUGGCAGGAGAACGGACCAGUCCAAGUGGCCGAAGGGCUCACGCUCCCACAGUUCAUCCUCAAAGAUGAGUCAGACCUCAGAUACUGCACCAAGCACUACAACACAGGUAAAUUUACUUGUAUUGAGGUGCGGUUCCACCUGGAGCGUCAGAUGGGCUACUACCUGAUCCAGAUGUACAUCCCCUCUCUGCUCAUUGUCAUUCUGUCCUGGGUCUCCUUCUGGAUCAACAUGGAUGCUGCCCCAGCCAGAGUGGCACUGGGCAUCACCACUGUCCUCACCAUGACAACACAGAGCUCUGGCUCCAGGACUUCACUGCCUAAGGUUUCUUAUGUCAAGGCUAUAGACAUCUGGAUGGCUGUGUGUCUCCUCUUCGUCUUCUCUGCACUGCUGGAGUAUGCUGCGGUCAACUUUGUGUCGAGGCAACAUAAAGAGCUGCUGCGAUUCAGGCGGCCUCCCAAGAGCAAGAGCAAGAACAGUGGAGGUGCAGUUGAUCCAGAGGAGCUAGCUGAUUCCCUCCGUCGCGUUAACAUUGACAACGGCCUCAAACCAACAGACCCUCUGUAUGGAUCUAUGACCAACAUCUGCACCAGCAACCACAGGGAAGGGGAAGUACAUGAGAGCAGACUAACCUCCACAGCUGCUGUGACCUCCACUCCCAGCAACAGCAAGGACUCGAAGGCCAGCGCCAACAAUACUGUCACUGUACUGAACACCCCAGGAGCCACAGCAAACACUACCCAGAAUCCACCUGGAGCAACAGCAGGUGGAGGGGGUAAAAGCAUCGAAGAGAUGAGGAAGUUAUUCAUCGACAGGGCCAAAAAGAUUGACACUGUGUCGAGGGCCGGCUUCCCUCUGGCCUUUCUCUUCUUCAAUAUAUUCUACUGGGUUCUUUAUAAGAUACUUCGACAUGAAGAUGUACAUAAGCAAUAGAGAAAGAAAGAGAAGAAAUUAUUCAUAUAUGUGCCGCACACACACACACAUACAUUCUUGUACCGCUAUAAUACAUGAGGAAACUUCAUUGACUUCCCUCAUUUCCCUGUCCCUUAACCCUGACUUUGAGGGCCAUUCAAGAUGACCUCAAUUUGCAAAAAUGUCCUGAUUCUGAAGGCUCAUAUCAGUUCUCACUAACAAUGUACAGAAACACAAAGCUAGAUCACCCACCACCCUCUGCAUGGCAGCACAGAGUGGACUGUUGCUCAUAUCUGACUAAAGCCAGUGCUUGUUUCUGUUACACAAUGAAUCUCAACAGAUGAUUAACAGCUUCCAUGUCACCUCAGUGGUCACUGACGUCAGUGGAUGAAGAGUGGGGAGAGUGUGGCCUUUAGCUCCUGGAAGAUUAAAGAGGCCAUAUUAUGCUCAUUUUCUGGUUUACUAUGAUAGGUUUACAUGCUUCAGUGUUUAUAAAACAUGUUAUUUUUCUCAUACAUGCCAUUGUCUGCCUCUACCCAACCCCCCCUCUUGGAUUGGUCAGCUCCCAUAAGCCUUAGCAGGCACAGCCCACCAUGUAGAUUCACUAGGUUUCAGUGGUACAUGUUCUAAUGUGAUGCAAUAUAGUAAUGGAAGAGAAGACUGAAUACAAACGAGGCAUGUCAGGCAGUGCAGGUGCAGUGUUUUGUUCUUUUGUGUGCACUUUGGGCUUUGUCCCUUUUCAGACCUUUUACAUGCACAAAAAAUCUAAAUAACACAAUAAAGCACAGGGAAACCUCCAACAGGCAUUAUAUAGCCUCUAAAAAAGCAUGUAAUAUGCUCUCUUAUCUAAAUGAAAUCAGUUAAAUGUAAUCUACUGUCUGACAGCCAACAUUAGAUUGAUAUUGUUCUGAAGCUGCAUUAAGUGAUUUUUGUACUGCAAGAGGAAGAGACAGCAACAGGUUGUUUCAUAGACAAAUGACAGAUUAAUGACUGGAGCAGAGGUAAUCUCCACCAAUCACAAUUGACUACAGCAGCCAAUGAGUGCAUGUGUUUUAUUAAGUGGACUGCAUAGCAUAGAAAGCAUGUCAGGAGUGGCUGAUGUGUGAAUGGAAGAUGUCUAUGACGGACCAGUUAAACCAGUAAAGCAGUGUCUGCAGAUGUCCAGUGCCCUGUGGAAGCGUCUCAUCAGCAUACUAAUGUAUAAGUCUCUACAAACUAGAUUCCCACAUUGAAAUGCAGUAGGCAGGGUGCAGCUAAGCCCUGGCUCCUGGUGGACAAUCUGAGAGCUGAGAUCUGGCUGCCUCUGGUCUAAUUAAAACCUUGGUCUUUGCUGUGUGUGACACAGCAAAAGUGUGAAGGCAAAUCAGUUUUCAUGGGUGGUUCUUGAGUUUAGUGAGCUCAUACGCACUCUCCCAGUGUAAGCAAUAAACAUACCAGCCUCUGAAGCAAGUCAUGUGUGAAUGCUCGAAGAAAGCACAACCACAAAACCCUUACACCCCUUUUAGUCCAUGUGGCUUUUUUUUUCUUUUAAGACAGAAUGAGAAAACACUGUAUAGACUCAUAAAGAUAAUCCCUUUUAAUCAUCAGUUACAACUCAUUAGAAGUGUCUGCAUCUGCAAAGACCCUGCCCUCUGCCUGUAUUUUCCUAUUACUGUGCUGCUUUCAGGAUGUUUGUGGGCGUCCAACUUACGGCAGCGUGUAAGGUGUCAGGUGGGGAAUAGAGGUCUUCACAGGUCCAAAGAUUUGUGCCAACCCGGAAAUGUACUACCCAAACCCGAGCCGGCACAGUCUGUUAUUUGAAAGCUGGGACCCAUGCAGAACUGAGAAAUGCUGGACCCGAACCCAGUCAGUAGACCCAGACCUGAUUGCAUGAAUUUCACAGCUGAUUGCAUUAACAGGUUAAUGUUAAUUUACAAGUUGUCUAAAGAACACUUCAUGUCUUACCUUAUGUGAAGCCUUCUCCCCUGAGCCUGGCUGUGGCACAUAUAAUCAUUCCUCCUUGCCAAGUAAUUUGGGAAAUUACAGCCAGGUUUUCUGGUAUUUAUCUCUUGCUGAUUGGAAGAGCAUGGCUAAUUCACCUGUUCUUUCACCUUAAAAGUCCUCUCGCUGUCACGGUGAUGGAUGAUUCGUUCAGAAUCAGCUUUAUAGUUUUGUUGCAUCCUAUUUCUUUGAUUCACUGCUUUGUUCUUGUUAACGCUGCUCCCUCUUUUUAUUCGCUCUCUAGCUCACUCAACUUUGAAUGGUAAAUAGACCUGUACUUGUAUAGCGCCUUCCUAGUCUUCCGACCACUCAAAGCGCUUUUCCACUACGUGCCACAUUCACCCUUUCACAUUCACACACACAUCAGGAGCAAUUCGAGGUUCAGUAUCUUGCUCAAGGAUACUUCGACACGUGGCGGGAGGAGCCGGGGAUCGAACCAACAAGUUUUCCGAUUAGUGGACGACCCGCUCUUCCUCUGAGCCACAGAUGGUGCAUUUACAAACUGCACAAAUUCCACUCGGUAUGCUUUUAAAAACUGUACAUGCUGAGGACAUGCUGGUAAGACCUUUCUAAGUGCUUCAGUAGGACGUAAUAGUCAAAAACAUGUGCUGCACCUAGUGGAGAAGGGUUACUGAAGGGUUAAUUAUGGGACACUGAGUCAUUAAGGGGGGUUAUUAUGAGAAUUGUCAUUUCUCAGUGUUCAGUGUACUGGAAGUCCCGUUUGUCAGUGUUAGCUUACACCCUUGUCACUCGAGUGCAGUGUUAUCAAAUCAGAACUGUGCGCUCUAAUGCUUAUGCAACCCACAUACGCACAAUGGGUGGCACAAUCAUUUGUACUGUAAUUGGUGGAGAUUAGCGCUGUAAUCAUGAGUCUGUGACAACUUUCAAACCCACACCCACCCACACCUUCACCAAACGUGGCGUCAGAGGUACAUAAAAGGUCAUGAGAUCAUUAGAAUCCCGCCAGAGGCUAAAUGUAAUCAAAAUACUGCAUGGUACUUUGUGACUGAAAAUGGAAAGGGUUAAAUCUUCUUCUCUUUGUUAUUUAUUUGGUGAUUUCUAGUCAGGAGGUUGUUAAGAUAUGUUGAUAGACAGAGGAAUAAGUGGACUGAUUGAUCGGUCAGCAGUCAUCACCAUCCUCAGUUUUCUGAUGGUAGUGAGCCAAACCAAAACAAAGUCAGUGUUUUUACUUAAAACAGGAUCCCUUUGAGAGCACCAGAAAGCGGUUGAACUGAAGUUGCCACCUAAAUCCAUGUUAGUUUAUAUAUAUUUUUUAUCAAAUUUGCAGUUCUUUAUGGAUGAAAUGUAGUCCUCCUACUGUGUUGUCCUUCCCUGAAAUUGCUGCAGUGAGACAUCCACCCUAACCUGAGAUGUUUACAUUUGUUUCAAGACUUCAAACACUGACAGAGACCCAGAAAAGCCUGAGAAACAAAGCACUUCAUUUACAGGCAGCGAACAACUAAAAUGCUCCAGAUAUGGGAAGAAUUUCAUUUCAACAUCAACCGUGAUAAAAGGCUGCAAUCAUGGUCUGAUUAGUCAGUAGAGUUGUGGACAGCAGCAGACAAUGUACUGUAACAGACUGGAGAUGACUCCUCAAAGAAAUAUUAGGGAACACACACAAAUAAAUAACAGUUUCUGCCCACACCUCAGCUCUCAAACUCAUUACACACAUGCACAGCUGUUACCAGCAACCCACACACUGUACAUGACUUGUUUUUAUUGAACCAUCAAAUGGUAAAACAUCCCUGCACUGAUUCCCUGUUUACACAAUGAGUAAUGCUGUGGUAAUUUCCUCCUAGUUUCCUUCUGACUCAAGCAUUCAGUCAUUUCAGCUGAAAAUGUAAUUAAGUGACAGAGAAGGGAUUUCAUCCAAAAUACAAACUCAGAACAACAGUCUCUGUGUCUUCUACCUGUUUAGAAAACCUAGGUCAGUCGCUCCAAACUGUAGAAACUAUUGUAUGUGUGGAAAUCUUUUCUGAUCAAACGAUAAAGGGAGAAGUAAAGUUCAUUAAUUUUGUGUCUCUGAGCAGCCCCAUCUCCUGCAGAUUACAUUCACAAGCCACUAUUUUACAUUAGCAAUCAGAUUUUGGAGGGAACCCAGUGCUGGAUCAAACUUUUAAAUGACUUAAUUUGGAAAAAUCUAAAUGAAAGAGUGAUUGUAUUCCAGGUGAAAAUUAAGUGUCCUGUGUCCUAUAAAAGUCUACAUCAGUUAGUAAUUAGUCCCCCUGAAAAGAAUUUAGUGAAAGUCUGUUGCCAAAUUAUUGUGGAUUAUUAAAUUUUGACCCUUGAGUACACACCUUCAUUAGAAUUUCAAUGUGUUUUCUGGGAACAACUUGGCUCUAGCCUUAAUUCCUGUCAGCUGUAAACAUUGCAGUAGCCUGCUGAGCUGUAGUAUUACAAGAUGUGUUUUCUUUCUGCUGAGACAGCUGUGAGUGCUUGAAAUCUGUUCCAAUCAAAGUGAGUGCUACAGUCAUUUUGCUGGUUUUAAUUUUCCUGCCAUCUUUUCUCAAAGCAUGCUGCAUUAUUUUAGUUUUUCAGUUCAGAAUGCUCAGUGUCAGAUCAACUCGCGGACUUGUGAAACUUGCUUGAGAUACGUCACAGUGAUAUGAUGGACACUGUUUCAGAUUUACAUACUUUAGGGAAGUCAGUAGAGAACUGCCUAGGAAGGGAAAUUACAUUCAAAAUCCAAAAUAAAAGUAUAACUGGGCUUAAAUUUGCAGAAACACCAGUUGUGUAUGAUCAUUUAGCAUUCCUGCUGUGUGACAGAAGAAAUGCACUGUCACUCAUGAAGUGUUUGCUUUCGCACAGUUGGCCCUGACCCAGGAUCUGCCUGAUGGCUAGUUGCUGCUCUGUUGGUGCUCCAAUUACUCAUCCAAUCCACACAAGUUUCAUUUCUCUGCUGCUGCAUGCUUUCCAACAUGGUUGUCAUUUCUGUAGCAGAUGUCCCCUGCAUGGACUACAACAUGCAAAACACUGGUGCAGUUUUAGUUCAGCACUGAACUUUCCCACUCAAAGACUGCAGUGUUCUACAAGUCGAGCCUCCUGUGUUUCCUGGAAGGAUGUCCAGUUAGCUUGUUAACAUGAAGCCUUUCCGUGCAGUCGCUGUGGGUUAUUUACACCAGUGUUUCCCCCAUAGAAAUAUUUGCAUGCUUCAAAUGAAAACAACUUCUUGUUGUUUCCAUUAGUCCGGGAAUUUCUGUUGUCUACAGACAAGUUCUUACCAACUUAAAAAUCAAAGAUAUCUGCAGCUAUGUUUCAAAUUUAAUGUUCACUCAUUUUACUAGAUAGCAUAUAGCAGCAGCCAUUCAUUUAGUUUGAGUAUUGUGCCCGUAUUUCAUAUAUAAAUACUACACGGCUUCCAAGAAACUUGCAAAAAAACCAUGAAAAGCCCUAUCUACAGCCAGAGUUUGUUCAUCCCUUCUGGGCUCCUGUAGAAACAUGGCAGCUACACAUAGCGGACUCCGUAAGGCAACCCACUCCCUCUGUAGAUAAAAAUGGCUCAUUCUAACGUAGUAAAAACACAACUAUUCCUAUUAUCAGGUGAUUAUACACUAGUGAAAACAUACCUAUGAAUAUUAUAUUCCAUUUCUGCCAAUAGAUCCUCCUCAGUGUUACACUCUGGACCUUUAAGAUGAUAGAAUGGCCUUUUGGCUUUUUUGCGCUGUGCUUCACCUUAAUUAUUUUGAUUUUAAGGUGAAAGGUCUGGAUCACCAACAGCAGUGCAACUAUCUCAAACAGGUUUUAAGCUGAUUUCCAUCAUGUAAAAUUAAUGCAAAUCAGUGACUGUGUGGAAGACAAUGAAUUCAAAAUCGAAAUAUGGUCUACAUGGCCUGUUGUUAUUGUGUGAUCCUUAAUAUUGCUCCUCACUGAUUAGAGCUCUCUGCAGGACCAUGCGGCCAUGUUCAGGCUGUGUUUGGCUGACUUAUUCCACACUUUCUUGUUGCUUGCACCUGCUUAUGAGGAAAAACCUCCCACCACUAUCAUUCUGAUCACUAAGUUUAUAAGUCCUUUUUACAUCUAAUCAGCUGACUAAUUCUACACGUUGAAAAAGAACAAUUAAUGAAAAACAAUGAAGAUAGUAAGAAAUGAAUUGGUUAGUUGUUAAUAUCUACAGCUGUUACUACCGCUGCUGAUUAGAUGUUAAAAGUGCUUGCCAUAGUACGUGUGCAGUCGUUUGGUGACCUCAUGUAAUUCCCAGCAUACAUCGUCUGUAAAGAGGUCUAAUCGACCAGAAGAGAAAUGAGAACUGGGUGUGUUUGAGUUUCCUACUCGGGGCUUUGUACUUAAUGUUUAGCAGUGGAUGCCAGCCUUCCUCACAACCUCACAAACUAAAGUGUCUUGAUGCCAGUAGAAGAGAAACUGGACGAGUUUACCACGCUGUGACACACACAAAACUACACAAUACUAUAUGUACAUUUCUGUGUUAGGUCAAAGAUUAUUAAUUUUGUACAAAGAGAAAGAGGUUUUAAAAUAUUGAAAAAUCUGACUCAGUAUUGUAUGAGUCAUGAAACUGUGGGCUGUUAUUGUCCUGCUGUUCUUUUUGUUGCUAUUUGGAUGAGACGGAUCUGAACUGAUUUUCAAACACUUUUCUACACAAUAUGCCUUCCUUCACUUUUAUAAAGACAAAUUGAGCCGAAGUACUGGAGCCAUGGACAGGGGCACUUCCAGAGGAGGGGCCUGGAGCACCCCAAGUGCCACUCCAUUAUCCUUACCUCCUCCUCUUCAACUGUGUUUCAGAGGCUGUAGCAGGCCCCAUUUUAAAGCUAGAGUGAAUAUACUAGUGUCAUCUAAAACCUAGAAGACCUAUCACAUCCACACCCCCCACACCUCCCAGUUAAAACAGUCUGGAAACACCCCUGGCCACGAGUUAGAUUUCCAUUGCAGUUUUCCCUACAGUAAGUUCAAUACACUGUAUGUAAAAAAUAUACACACAAGCCUGAAAAGGUUUCACAAUGUUUAAUCUGAGCCAUGAAGUUUGUUAUGUUUGCUUUGUAUUUAUACCCGCAUUGUGGUUCAAAUGUGGUAAAAGUGUGUGGACAUUUUGUUAAAUUGUGUGCAUAUCACAAGUCUCAGUUCACCACAGUGUUAGUCUGACUACAGUCACAUCACAGCUCAGUUGAAAACUGACCAGUUUCAUAUCUCAGAGGUUGUAUUUCAUUAAACUGUUUUUUCAGACACAUUUUUAAACAAAAUGUCAUGUUGCUCACACCCUUGUUGUAAAUCUUCAGUCAGAAUUAAGUCUCACAGUCUGUCAAAACACAACAAACUGGUAAUUAUAUAAUAUAAAUAUAUAACGUAUGCUGGUUUAAAGCUGCAGUAGGUAACUUUUAUGAAAAUAACUUUUUGUUAUAUUUGCUGAAACUUUGACUAUAUUCUGACAGUAGUACAUGAGACAGAUAAUCUGUGAAAAAAUCCUCCUAGUGCUCCUAAUGGCAUUUACAAGAAACCACUGGGCCUGAAAAAGUAAAAAGAUCAGUUUCAGCAAACAUGAAAAAAAGUUAUUUUUUAUAAAAGUUACUUACUGCAGCUUUAAAGGUGGAAAUACACGCAGCCCUCUCAUACAUUAGCCAAGUACAGAGUUGAGAGCACACACACUAUUUUUUGUAAAAUAAGAUGUGCAUAUUUUACAUUGUUCCAAUUAAAUUCUAUUGGAUUAAUGUUGA